CGAAGAAAGUCCUGCCUCCUGCGUCCCAACAUAAAGCCCUACCUCAUGCGUCCUUCCCAAUCAAAAGACCAAAACCUCACUUCAUCGGAAAAACCAAAUGCCCGAGUGAGGAGCGGCCGGCGAUUCCCAAGUAUUCACCGUUUUCCUGAUUAGGAGAAGCAGAGAAAUCAUUGAACCACUACAAACAGUCGGAAUCUGGAGCCAACUUUAACGAGAUUUCUCUAGCUGAAACUCUCCAAACCCACCUCAAUCAGUGCACCAAAGCUCGGAAGCUAGCGGACUGGCAGACUUUUGUUAAACGCGUUCCCCCAGGUUGGUCCUGAUCCUCGCAUACAAUGAGAUUAGAAAAGUGCUGGUUUUGUUCAUCCACUGUUUACCCUGGUCAUGGUAUUCAGUUUGUACGCAAUGAUGCAAAGAUUUUCCGGUUUUGUAGGUCAAAAUGUCACAAGAACUUCAAAAUGAAGAGGAAUCCUCGCAAAGUAAAAUGGACAAAAGCAUACAGGCGGUUGCAUGCGAAGGAUAUGACGCAGGAUUCAACAUUCGAGUUUGAGAGGAAGAGAAACAGGCCUGAGAGAUAUGACAGGAAUCUCACUGAGAACACCUUAAAGGCUAUUAAAAAGAUUGAUAAAGUCAGAGUGGAUAGAGAGGCCAGACAUCAUGCCAUGAGGAUGAAGGGAAAGAAAGCCAAGGUGCAGAGAGAGGCUGCAAAGGAGUUGGAGCAGAGCAUCCACAUGGUCAAGGCUCCUGCUGUACUUCGAGAGGACUCAUCAUUCACACUUCCAAAGAUCAAGGUCAAGGCUUCCCAUCAGCAGGCCGAGGAGAAUCAUCCCAUGGAAGAGUGAUUUUAGUAAUAUCUAUAUUGCUUUUGCAGUUCAAGAUGGUUAAAAAGUGGGCUUUUGGUGGGGGCAAAUGGGCCAUUCCAAUUUUGAUUGUACAAGGAAACACUAAUCAUUGUUCUUUUCUUUUCUGAAGAGAUAGAUGGUUUUGCUUGCUUGUUGUCAUUUAUUUUCUGAGGCUUUGUGUGGAAUACCUGCAUAAACAAGUUUUGCUUUGGGGUUUUCCCCCGAUAAAGGAGUCAGUUCAGCUUA
Messenger RNA from Nelumbo nucifera (sacred lotus), 1088 nucleotides. Its product is annotated as putative ribosome biogenesis protein RLP24. NCBI's taxonomy places the organism in Eukaryota, Viridiplantae, Streptophyta, Magnoliopsida, Proteales, Nelumbonaceae. Gene Ontology annotation, biological process: ribosomal large subunit biogenesis. The record is from RefSeq and is a predicted model, not a curated record. Gene Ontology annotation, cellular component: nucleolus. Gene Ontology annotation, molecular function: structural constituent of ribosome.